This is a messenger RNA of Plasmodium relictum, 4989 nucleotides long. Its product is annotated as conserved Plasmodium protein, unknown function. The coding region runs from base 1 to 4989 and encodes 1662 amino acids. The transcript is spliced from 3 exons. The record is from RefSeq and is a predicted model, not a curated record. Gene Ontology annotation, molecular function: zinc ion binding; protein binding. Lineage: Eukaryota; Apicomplexa; Aconoidasida; Haemosporida; Plasmodiidae.
AUGAUAAUUAUACAGUUAAGGGUUGAAACAAAAACAUGGACUCGUGAUAGUCAUGACCUAUUUGAUUAUGAAGCUCAACAAGUAAAUAAAAAAAGCUUUUUGAUAUCAACUGCAAUCAAACUCUUUCGCUCGAAAGCACAAGUUUCAUGUGUAGCUGAUAAUCCUCAAUGUUUGCCAAAUACAGCUCAAGAUUAUCUUUUAUCAGUACGACCUGAAGAAGAUAGAUAUAUUAUAACUCCGGCAGAGCACUCUUUAAGUAAUCAAUAUAAUAUAAAAAAGCUAUGGAUAAUUGUAAAAGAUCUUCCAGAAAAGUAUUAUGCGUUACAUGAAAAUGAUAUUAUAAAAUUAGGAAGAUUUCGUUUAAAAGUAAGGCAAUUUAUUGAAUCAGUUGAUACGUUAAAUACGUUAAAAUUAGAUGAUAAUCCAUCAAAAAAAUGUGAAACUAUUUUAGAUUCUUCAAAUGUACAAUGUAGAAUUUGUUUGAUAGAAGGAAAUCAAGAAAACGAUCCUUUAAUAUGUCCAUGUGAUUGUAAAGGUUCUAUUAAAUAUGCCCAUCUAUUGUGCUUAAGAAAAUGGAUAAAUGGGAGAUUAAAUUUAAAUGAACAAUUAUUUUCAGGAUCAGUUUUUAUAAAGGAUAUAAGUUGUGAGUUAUGUAAAUCAAAAUAUCCAAAAAGUAUAAAACAAAAUGAUGAAUUAGUUCAAUUAGUUAAAAUACCUAAUUUAAAGACACCUUUAAUAGUUUUAGAUAACAUUAUUGGGCAAACGAGUAAAGGUGUUCAUUUAAUUAGUUUUGCUGAUAAAAAAUAUCUGAAAUUAGGAAGAGGGCAUGAAUCAGAUGUUAGAAUACCUGAUGUGUCAAUUUCAAGAUAUCAUGCUACUAUUAAAUAUGAUAAAGGGUUAUUUAAAUUAGAAGAUCAUAACUCAAAAUUUGGUACUUUAGUAGCUUUAAGAAAAGCAAGAGAAAUAUUUCCAAGAGAUACAAUGUCAUUACAAGUUGGUAGAAGUGUCGUAAAUUUUAGAGUAGAUGAGGCUAUUCCUUUUAAGAGUGGAAUUAUCGAUGUUAUUGAAAACAAGGAAGUUAUUGAUUCAUCAGAAACAACUAAUAAUGAAAAAAGUAAUUCCAAUUCAGCACAAAGAAAUAACACUAAUUUAGAAGUGAAUAGCAGAAAUAAUUAUGAAAGAAAUCAAUAUAUUGAUCUUACUAAUACCUCUAAUUCCUUACAAAAUUCGUACUCACCUUACAGAGUUGAUAAUUUAAUGUCAUUAUUAAAUUAUCAAAAUGAAUAUAGGAUUUUUGGUAUUAGAAAUUGCUAUAAUCUAAUUGAAAAUAGAAACAAUCAUCAAAAUAUAACCCAAGCAAAUUAUCAUAAUUACAAUAAUAAUAAUGAAAAUAAUGAAAACACUGUAGAAAAUAAUGAAAACAAUGCUGAAAAUAAUGAAAACAAUGUUGAAAAUAACAAUAGUGAAGAAAAUAAUGAAGAAAAUAAUAAUAAUAAUAAUGAAGAAAACAAUAACGAAGAAGAUGAUAAUAAUGAUGAUGAUGAUGACGAUGAGAAUAAUAAUAGUAGUAAUAAUAAUAAUGAACCAAAUAACUGUAAUAACAGUCAUAAUAGUAACCACAAUAACAAUAAUGAUAAUAACAAUAAUAAUAAUAAUAAUAAUAAUAAUAAUAAUAAUAAUAAUAAUAAUAAUAAUAAUAACAAUAAUAAUAAUAAUAACAAUAAUAAUAACAAUAAUAAUACUAAUACUAAUACUAAUACUAAUACUAAUACUAAUACUAAUACUAAUACUAAUACUAAUACUACUACUAAUAAUAAUAAUAAUAGUAAUAAUAGUAAUAGUAAUAAUGAUAGUGAAAAUAGGAAAAAUUCCAACAGUUGUAACAUUAGUAGUAACAAUUGUCACAACAGAAAUAGUUAUAAUAGGAACAGUAAUGGAAAUAAUAAUAAUCAGAAUAGAUAUUUUAAAAGUAGAAAUAACGAAAACAGCCAUAACUAUUUUAAUAAUCGUAAUCAAGGUUCAAUAAGUGUAAUUAAUAAGUAUGAAAAUAAAAAAUUUAGUAAUAAUAAUAUAAAAGAAAAUUAUGAAAAAAAAAAUAUAAAAGAUAAUUUUUUUUUGCUAAACGAUGAUAAAACGCCCCCCCUAGAUUUUUUUAAGAAUAAUGACAUUAUAAGUAGUAAUUUUUUAUCUAAUUGUAACACAAGUUCAGAAAAAAUGCUAGACUCUUUUAAUCAUAAAAAUUAUCAAAAUAAUUUUAAUGAAAAUAUAUUUCAGCAGUCAUACUGUCACAAUAAUAAAAAUAAUAAAGUACUUAAUAAUUGCUUAUAUAAAAAAACAAAUAACCAUGACAAAUAUUUGAAUGACAGUAUUUUAGUAGGAAAGUCAAUACAACAUAAUUUUCUUAAUAAAACUACCAAGAAAAUUUUGGAAAAUAAUGUUAAUAAUAUAAAUACAAGAAACGGUUUUAAAGAAGAUAAUUGUUGUAAUAAUUCUGUAGAAGAUUUUUUAAAUUUUACUAAUAUGAAUGAUGUGUCAUUAAAAUAUAAUUCUUUGUUAAUAAAAAAUGAUAAUCAAUGUUCAAAUUUUAUUGAUAAAGAAAAUAUAAAAAGUAAUAAAUUGUUUUCUCAUAAUAUAUCAAAUAAGCAUAUGUUUAAAGAAGAUCAUGAAAAUUUUGCAUAUAAAAAUAAAGAAAUUAAAUAUAUUAAAAAUGCAGAAGAAAAAAUGGAUAAAGCAAUUAAAAAUAGUAGCAAUAUUACAUUAAAAGAGAAUAAAGAUGUUAGUAAAUGCUUUAAUUGUGAUUUAAUUACUAAUUUAAAUAAUACAAUUAUAAAUAAAAUUAAAAUAAACGAAAGUAUUAAGGAAAAAAUAAAUUUAAAAAGACUAUCAAAAAUUCAUGAUGAUAGUAUUUCAUUAAUAAAUAAUCAUGUAAAUGAUUUAUACGAACCAAAAGAAAUUAUAUUAAAAAAUAAAAAAAUAAAGAAAAUAAAUUCACAUAAAAAGAAUAUUAUAUCAGACUUAGCUGACAGGAAAAAUAUGUGCAAUAAAAAACUGAAGAAAUCAGUUAAUAAUGACCAAUUUGAAAAAUCAUUAAUAUUUGAAGAUUUCAACAAAAAUAUUUUUAGUGAAUGCAUUAAUGAAAAUAUAAAUAAAAUUCAAACAACUUACCAGGAAAAUGUAUGUAAUUUAUCAAAAUAUUUAAAAACAAAUACCCUAAGAAAUAAAAUAUCAAGUAAUAAAAUUUUUAAUGCAACAUUCCACAAAAAUGACUUUGAUUACGAGGAUUAUUAUUAUAGCAAAAAAUAUUAUAACAAUGAGGAAGGAGGAUCAUAUAACGAGAGUUUUUACUAUGAAAAUAAUGAAAUAACUAAGUUUAACAAUAAUAAAAAUGAUUAUAAUAAUAGAAAAGAAAGUAAUAAAUUUCAAAUGAAAUAUUAUUCUCCGGGUCUAGAUAAUUAUAAUUUUAAUUGUAAAUUUGAUAAUGUUAAUAAUUUGAUUGAUAAGUAUAAUAUAUAUAAGAAUAGAACUUACAAUAAUUUUAAUGUAGAUAAUUGCACUAAUGAUAAGCAUAAUUAUAGAACAGUGUUUAAUACAAACAUGAACUUGGAUAUUCUUUUAAAUAAUAAUAUUUUGAACAAUAAUAAUCAUUUUGAUCUACCUUCUCCUAUAUAUAGCAAUGUGAAAAAUAACGCAUUUUUUUUAAACGCAAAUAACGAUAACAAUAAUUAUAAUAUUUUGAAUAAUGAAUAUAUUAAUAUUAAUGAUAUUAUCAGUAACCAUGAUAAUGAUAGUGAAUCUAAACAUGAUUAUAACAAUAUUGAUCAUAAUAAGAGUGGAAGCAAAAAAAAUAUUUUAAAUGAUUACAAUAAUAAUAUUGUUAAAUAUAAUCGAUAUCAAAAUGAUAGCAUGAAGAUAUCUUAUUGCAAUUUAGAAAAAAAAAACAAAGAAGAAUAUCUCGUAAAUAAUAAAAAUAAGUUUUAUAAUGGUUAUGUAAUGAAUGAAAUAAACGAAAAAAUUGAAAAUUUUCAUGAUUCAGAGGAAAGUGAAAAUAGUACUGCAAUUAAUGUAAAGAAUGUACAAUUAAAUUCUAAAAAAAAAAAAAAUUUUGAUAAUAUAGAGUUUACCAAUAAUUUUAAAUCAAAUAAAACAAAUAAUGAUACAGAAUUCAAAAACAAAUUAGUUCAAUGUGUAAAAAAAAACAGUGAAAAAAAUAAUUGCAAAGUAAAUAAAAAUAAUAAUGGAAGAAUAAAUGAUAAUAAAAAAAUAAAAGAUAAAAAAAAGUUAAAAAAUAAAUAUGAAAAUAGUAGUAACUGUAAUAAUAAUGAUAAUGAUAUUGAUGAUGAUAAUGAUAUUGAUGAUGAUAAUGAUAUUGAUGAUGAUAAUGAUAUUGAUGAUAAUGAUGACAAUAGUAAUAAUAAUAAUAAUAAUAAUAAUAAUAAUAGUAAUAAUAAUAAUAACAAUAAUGAUAAUAAUAACAAUAACGAUAAUAAUAAUAACAAUAAUGAUAAUAAUGAUAACAAUAAUAAUAAUAGUAAUAAUAAUACUACUAUUACUAAUAAUAAUAGCUGCAAGAAGAAAAGUAACAUUAAUUAUAAUGAAAAAAUAAUUCCAAUUAAAAGUAUGACUAAUAAGGAUGUAGAGAAUUUUAAUGUAAAAGUAUAUAUUAACUAUAAUGAAAAAUAUGAUGAUACUUAUGGGACAUCACAAUAUACAGGGACUAGUUAUAUAAAUAAAAAUAAAGAAGAUAUAAAAUCAAAUAAAGGAAUGGAUUUUGAAGUUUAUAAAAACAAAAUUGCAGAUUACAAUACAUCAUUAAAUAUUAUAAAUAGUAAAAUAUUAGAAAAAGCAAAAAAAUAUAAGGCAUUUAUAAACUUCUUAUUAAAUAAUGAUUUUGUUAAAAAAAAAAAUAAAUUAUAUAAUUACUGCAAAGUAUGUGAUAUCAAAAAAAAAAAAAAGAUUAUUCACUUUUUAAAUAAAAUUUUACUUGUAUGA